This is a messenger RNA of Manihot esculenta (cassava), 874 nucleotides long. RefSeq lists its product as uncharacterized. The record is from RefSeq and is a predicted model, not a curated record. NCBI's taxonomy places the organism in Eukaryota, Viridiplantae, Streptophyta, Magnoliopsida, Malpighiales, Euphorbiaceae. The transcript has 4 exons. Bases 64 to 672 code for a protein of 202 amino acids.
UUCAAAUCAUCCCAAAAGCCCAAAUAAUGAAAUAAUCAGAGACGAAUUGUGUUGACAGAGGAGAUGACUAUUUGCUGCCCAAUCCAAAAUUUGCCACUUUCCUCUCGCUUCACAGCUUAUCAAUCUGUGAUUCUCCACGCUUCUAAGAUUUACCCAUCAAAUUCACCAACAUCAUUUCUUUCUUUCAUAAACCGAUCUUCUCUGCAAGUUCCUCGAUUUUCACGCCUUUGGAAAUCCAAAAUAACGGCCAUGGAAACCCAGCAAAGUGGAACUGCAGUCUUUAGCUCAGACAGCUCAAGCGCUCCCAUGAAGCUAUUGUUUGUGGAGAUGGGUGUUGGCUAUGAUCAACAUGGCCAAGAUAUUACAGCUGCGGCAAUGCGGGCAUGCAGGGAUGCCAUCUCUUCCAAUUCGAUUCCUGCAUUUCGCAGAGGGUCCAUACCUGGGGUCUCAUUUGAGCAAAUGAAACUACAAAUCAAACUGGGAGUUCCACAUUCUCUCCACCAAUUGUUGGAUAUUGAAAGGGUCAAGUCUGUCUUUCCUUAUGGAAAGAUUCUAAAUGUCGAAGUUGUGGAUGGUGGACUGAUAUGCUCAAGUGGCGUGUGUGUUGAGGAAAUGGGAGAUAAGAAUGAAGAUUGUUAUAUAGUGAAUGCUGCAGUAUAUGUUGGCUACUAAAAUUGUUACCCAUGAUCCAUUUUACCUUGGUGAGGUUAGUUGUCAGUUUUCAUUGUGGACAGGUUACAUAGUGAAUGGAGCAGUAUUUGUUGGCUGCUAAAAUUGUUAAUCAUGUUCCUUUUUAGCUUGCUGAGGUUCAUUUUCAGUUUUCAUCGUGGACAUGACUUUAAUUUAAUUCAUUAGAGCUUUCAAAUUGACAAUA